AACUUUUUCCCUGCCCCACUUUUCCUUCUACCCUUUACUAUAAAUACACGUCAAAUUCAACAUAACGUUAACAUUCAUUAACCAACCUUCUUUCUCAAUUUCCAACUUUCUAAGCCCCAUUUUGAACCAUUCAUAUAUUUCUCAACCUAAGUUUACUCAUGUCUCCUGCAAUGGCAAUGAAUGAUGAAAGGAGUGAGGAUUGUCAUGCAAUAGAAAGUGAAUAUCAUAAAGGAGUGAAGCAUUUGUAUGAGAAAGGUUAUCUUCACAAGGUACCAAAGAAGUAUAUGUUUCCAGCUUCAGAAAGACCCACAAAGAGUAUGGAUGAUGAUUCAAAUGUUGCUAAAGAAAAUCUUCAGCUACCCAUAAUUGAUUUCACUGAUCUUAUUGGUCCAAAUAGGCUACAAGCUCUUGAGUCUCUAGCCAAUGCUUGUGAACAAUAUGGAUUUUUCCAGCUAGUAAAUCACAACAUAUCAGAUGAUAUAACGAGGAGCAGCAUAGAUGUUGCAGGAAGGUUCUUCGAUCUUCCAUUGGAGGAGAGAGCUAAGUAUAUGACAACUGAUAUGAGAGCAGCUGUUAGAUAUGGGACCAGUUUCAGUCAAACAAAAGACUCCGUGUUCUGUUGGAGAGAUUUCUUGAAACUCAUUUGUAAUCCUUUGCCUGAUUUCGUCCCUCAUUGGCCUGCCUCUCCAUUGGACUUUCAGGAAGUGGUGGCCAGCUAUGCAGAAAAAACCAAACAUUUGUUCUUGACAAUAAUGGAAGCCAUCCUAGAAAGUUUAGGAAUUAUGGAAGAGGAGGCCAAAGAAAAUGACAACAAUAAUAAUAAUAAUAAUAUUAUGAAAGAAUUGGACAAUGGGAGCCAGAUGUUGGUAACCAAUUUUUACCCACCAUGCCCUGAACCAGACCUAACACUUGGAAUGCACCCUCACUCUGAUUAUGGCUUCCUCACACUUCUCCUCCAAGAUGAAGUGGAGGGUUUGCAAAUCCAAUAUCAAGACAAAUGGCUCACUGUUCAACCUAUUCCCAAUGCUUUCGUUGUCAAUAUUGGUGAUCAUUUAGAGAUAUUUAGCAACGGAAAAUACAAGAGUGUAUUACAUAGGGUUCUGGUGAAUAAAGCUAAGAGCAGAGUAUCAGUGGCUUCUCUGCAUAGCCUUCCUUUUGACUGCACUGUGAGACCGUCACCAAAACUCAUUGAUGAAGAGAAUCCAAAGCGUUACAUGGACACAGAUUUUGCUAGCUUUCUUGCGUAUGUGUCUACAAGAGAAACCAAGAAAAAGGAUUUCCUAGAGUCCAGAAAAUUACCAUACACAUAAUUAGUACGUAAAUUAAUUAAGAGUUUAGAUAUUAGAUAUUGAAGUGAUCAAGGGAGACAAUGUAUCAUGCUCAUGCUUCUUCAAGUGAAAAAUUAGCUUUAUUUGUAAGAACAACUAAUUAGCUUCUUCAAGUCAUACCUAGUUGAAUUUUGCAUAUAAAAGAUAACGGAUGCUAGAACAACUAAUUAACGGUUCCGGUAGAAACCAAAAUAGGAUUGCAUGGCUCAAACCCAGCUCAAGAAAUAUCAAAAUAAAUGUGAUGCUAAUCUUAAUCAAGUUGGUACAUGGGGAUUAGGAGUUGUGCUGCAACAAUAUGAACCUCACUGCAUAUAAUAUGCUCUGAUUGUAAAACAUUGGUUAGGGUUUUGAAUGAAAGAAAAACAUCCCUGUAUCUUAUCAAAGAAACAUCAUUUUAGGUAUAAAAAAUAAACAAUGUCGUUUUAGGGAAUGUUUGUUCCGACAAAUAUGUAAAAAAGAGAACAAUGUUGCUCAUAACUUGGCCUAAUACGCUCUUGUAGAGGUCUCAACAGAGUUUGGAUUGAGGAAAGUUCCUCGUACAGUUGUGAACUUUCUCCAUAUGGACUAGAUCUAAUAAUAAUCCAAUUCUUUAUGUCAA
This is a messenger RNA of Medicago truncatula (barrel medic), 1926 nucleotides long. RefSeq names its product probable 2-oxoglutarate-dependent dioxygenase SLC1. Lineage: Eukaryota; Viridiplantae; Streptophyta; Magnoliopsida; Fabales; Fabaceae. The record is from RefSeq and is a predicted model, not a curated record. The transcript has 5 exons. The coding region runs from base 159 to 1310 and encodes 383 amino acids.